This is a messenger RNA of Closterium sp. NIES-65, 816 nucleotides long. The record is from the annotation of a GenBank genome assembly. Lineage: Eukaryota; Viridiplantae; Streptophyta; Zygnematophyceae; Desmidiales; Closteriaceae.
AUGAUGGCCCUGUGGGAAUACGUCCUUAAUUGGUUACGCAGUUUAUUCUUCCAGCAGGAGAUGGAGCUAUCGCUCAUCGGCCUCCAAAACGCCGGCAAGACGUCGCUCGUUAACGUCAUCGCUACUGGCGGUUUCAAUGAAGACAUGAUUCCCACGGUGGGCUUUAACAUGCGCAAGGUGACUAAAGGGAAUGUGAGCAUAAAGCUGUGGGAUCUGGGCGGGCAACCGAGAUUCCGGAGCAUGUGGGAGAGAUACUGCCGAGGCGUGUCAGCCAUAGUCUAUGUGGUGGAUGCAUCAGACCAUGACAACAUCCCAGUGUCACGCAGAGAGCUGCAUGAGCUGCUCAGCAAGCCCUCUCUUGCUGGUAUCCCGCUGCUGCUGCUGGGGAACAAGUGCGACAAGGCAGAAGCUGUUUCCCGGGAUGCCCUAAUUGAAGCCAUGGGAUUGAACCAGGUUUGCUUUGCAGCAUUCGAUCACUUCCUGUCUCUCACCGAACACGGACCUGUUCCUACAGGCAUCUCUUUCGUUGUCCAUCCUCCCACCAUGGCUUCCCUCUCGUUCGCCGCAUCCGUCGCCACGUGCCCUGCAGCGGUCGCUUCCCCGUCAACCGCGCCGGCUUCCUCGCGGCGACUAAACGUCGAGUCGGCGCACCACGUGAACAAGAAGGCGACGGGCCGCCACGUGGCGACGCGGCCGAAGAAGCACGCGGUGUGGGACAGGAAGCGCGGCGGAACCAAGGACUACGGGCCGCUGCCCGAGGCGCCUCCCGUCUGGCGUCUAGAGGAGGAUGAGAAGGCUCCGGCCGCUUCGUCUUAG